This is a messenger RNA of Xenopus tropicalis (tropical clawed frog), 925 nucleotides long. RefSeq names its product prolactin, gene 2 (gene prl.2). The transcript has 5 exons. The coding region runs from base 88 to 747 and encodes 219 amino acids. Lineage: Eukaryota; Metazoa; Chordata; Amphibia; Anura; Pipidae. The record is from RefSeq and is a predicted model, not a curated record. Gene Ontology annotation, molecular function: hormone activity. Gene Ontology annotation, cellular component: extracellular region.
UGGGGGUAGAAGGUAUAAAGCUGGUGGCCUCCUGGGGUUGGAGAGCCACAAGUCAAGCAAAGCCUUGCAGCAGAACAGACCCUAGCCAUGGCCAGCUCAAUAAGAGGUAUCAUGCUUCUUGCACUGUUGAUGUCUGAUGGGUUCAAGAUGAGAAAGAUGGCGUCCUCUAUGCCAAUAUGCACCCCAGGGAGUUUCCAGUGCCAGGUUCUGCUCAGUGACCUCUUUGACCGAGCCGUAAAGUUAUCACACUAUAUCCAUUCUCUGUCCACUGAGAUGUACGAAGAUCUGGAUCAACGGUUCUCCCAGGGCCGCCAGUUUUUGGGCAAAUCCAUGAGCAGCUGUCACACCUCCUCGCUAAGUACCCCGGAGGACAAGGACCAGGCUUUGCAGACGCACCACGACGACCUGAUUAACCUGGUGCAGAAGUUGCUGCGCUCAUGGAACCAACCCCUGCAGCAUUUGGCGCUGGAGGCUCCAGACAACAUGGCGAGUAAAGUGAAAGAAGUAGAGGAACACGCUAAGAUCCUGCAGGGAGGGAUUGAUAGGAUUGCUGGAAGGAUGCAAAGCAAUCUGGGAGAUGACUUCUACCCUCAGUGGUUCGGCCCGUUGGAUCCCAGGAUGCCAAAAGGAGAUUCGGAGAGUUACGCCCUCUAUCACUUGCUGCACUGUUUCCGGAGGGAUUCCAACAAGAUAGACAACUACCUGAAGAUCCUGCGGUGCCGUAUGGUGCAUGCCAGCAACUGCUAAAGGCGCCACUUGGGUGUCACUCUGUCUGCAAUGUCACCUCUAUGGUUAGACAUCCUAGCUCUGUUCUUUUACUGCACUUAUCUAGGGAUAUUCCCGACUGCAUUACAUCAGGGGACAUAUUUAUUAUGUGUAAGCCAGCAUCAGAUCUUUGCUUUUGUUUUCUAACUUGUAGGUAAAU